Messenger RNA from Drosophila ananassae, 813 nucleotides. RefSeq lists its product as uncharacterized. The record is from RefSeq and is a predicted model, not a curated record. NCBI's taxonomy places the organism in Eukaryota, Metazoa, Arthropoda, Insecta, Diptera, Drosophilidae. Bases 80 to 793 code for a protein of 237 amino acids. The transcript has a single exon.
GGCAGGGGCUAAGUGUUCGACAACGCCAAGGCCCACGUGCCGGCACUAGUAAAAGUAAAUAGACUAAUCCCGUCUAGAAAUGCCGGUAAGGGGAGACUCGGACUCGGAUUCUGAAGAUGACGCCCAGCUGCGUCGGCUUCGGGAGGCAGCUGACACUUCUCUGCUCACGAACUCAAUGUUUCAAGAGCAAUCCCAACCAGCAAAACAGUCAGAGCGAGAUAACCAGCCCCGAGAGAUCACCAACAGGCAGCAGGAUCCCGUCUCAGCCAAAAGCGAACGCUAUUUGGAGGAGCAAGAGCCCGCUACGUGUGACCUAAAAGUAACUCAGGAGAUGCAGAGGCAUAUUUGGAGCCGGUUAAGUAAUAUUAUCCAGCAGCAAAUCGAAUUCUGCGAAGAAGAAAAGCGCCCUCUUGGAAAUAAGAAGUCUGUUCCCGAUAGGGUGAAGCUUGUUUCCACGGCCGAUUGUUAUCUAAGUGCAGAUGUAGUGAUAGAAGGGCCUCAAGGUCCCCAGAAAAAACCCAACAUCAUGAAGCGUUUGCUUCCUGAAGACGAAUCCUCCAAAGAACACAAUGCCAACUUGCGCUUGAUAUCAGUCAGUGGUGAGUCUGUGCUUGAUGGAAAGGAUCUGCGCUUCUGGGCUCCGAAGAAAAUACGGGCUGACAAGAUAUUUGAAUACAAGGCGCAGGGAUCCAAACUACUGGCUGUGGAACCCGAUAAUGAAUUCACAGAGCGCCGAAGAAAAAACAAAUGGGACGAGUCCAAGAUUAGAAAAAGGAAGAAAAAUAAACAAUAGAUAUAUUCUUAAAGUGUAAA